Molecule: messenger RNA, 270 nt
Organism: Trichosurus vulpecula (common brushtail)
Lineage: Eukaryota; Metazoa; Chordata; Mammalia; Diprotodontia; Phalangeridae
Product: elongin-C-like
Exons: 1
Coding region: 1-270 (89 amino acids)
Biological process (GO): ubiquitin-dependent protein catabolic process
Cellular component (GO): elongin complex
Molecular function (GO): protein-macromolecule adaptor activity
Source: RefSeq, a predicted model, not a curated record
AUGACUUCUGAUGGUCAUGACUUUCUUGUAAAAAGAGAACAUGCUUCAAUAUCAGAAAUAAUAAAAGCCAUGUUAAGUGGCCCAGGUCAGUUUGCAAAUGAAAUCAAUAUGGUUAAUUUUAGAGAAAUUCCAUCACAUAGGCUAUUGAAAGUAUGCAUAUAUUUUACUUUCAAGGUUCACUACCUGACCAGCUCUACUGAGGUCCCUAAAUUCCCAAUUGUACCUGAAAUUGAACUGAAAUUGACAAUGGCUGUGAACUUCCUAGAUUGA